CGCCAUCGUCCAGAUUUGGCGACGGGGUGGGAGGACCAGUGGAGAUCGAGGAGGUACUACGAGGAAGAGAGAGAGAGAGAGUACGUGCUGAAGUCAGUGAGUGAAUCAUUGGCGGACGACGGUGCGCUGUGCGGGGAAGGAGAAUCUGCGGCCGCUGGUACAAAGUGGCAGGCUGACGUGAGGCGCUCUGACUGUGCAUGGGUCGCGAAUGAGUGAAGGUUGCGACGGAAGGAAAGGGAGGGAAUGGAAUGGAAUCGAUCGUGCAGUGAGCGAGCGAGUGCAGUGCAGAGCACAAGGCGAGCCAGCGAGCGGAGCGUGUCGUUUCUUCGUCUGCGUGGUGUGCUUUUUGCAGCGAGGUGAGGGACAGGCGAGGAGGAGGAGGAGGGAAGGAAAGAGGGGAGGGAGCGAGGACAAGAGGACAAGAGGAGCGCUCCGCUCUCGCUCGCCUUUUCGUCGACAGGUUCUCCUUCGAGCUCGAGAGGAAAGGAGGGCCGAGGUUGUCGAUCCGAGGACUUGGUGGAAGAAGAAGAAGAAGAAGACCGAGGAAGGGACGAAGAGAGGGAGGGCGAGAGAGAGAGGGCCUUAGGGUAGAUUUGAUCGGAGGAGGGAUUGAUAAAUGUAGAGCCUGAUUUAUGUCAUGGAGGAAGGGGAGGUGUCGGGGGCAGCAGGAGUAAAUCUGUUCCCGGGAAUGGUAGGAGGAGCAGGAGGUGGAGGUGGAGGUGGAGGAGGGGCGCGGGGUGGGGGCAAUUUUUUCAUUGGCUCGGCGCUGUCGAGAGUAUCGCGAGGACUGCAGGGUGUACGUAACGGAGCGCAACCUAUGUGGUCGCGCUUGGUGAAUAACGACUCUGCCGUUCCUGGAUCGCCUCCCUCCCAGUGGGAAAAUCAUGCGCAGGAUGGGGAUUCCGACCGGGGCGAGUCGGAGAGCGCUUCGGGCCCUGAAAGCUUAGACUAUGAAGUUGUGGAGAGUGCUGCGUACCGGGAGGAUCAGGCAAAGAGGGGCAGGUGGCAUUACCAAUCAUACAUUACUUUGAAAUGGAUAUAUGCACUACUAAUUGGGGUCGGCACAGGGUUCUCUGCUUUCUUCAUCAAUAUUGCUGUAGAAAAUUUUGCAGGAUGGAAAUUUGAAGCCACCUUUAUAAUUAUGAAGCACUCAUACUUUUUAGCAUUUCUCAUUUAUGCACUUUUCAAUGCGGCCCUGGUCUUCUCCUCAGUCUACAUUGUUACUCAGUUUGCCCCAGCAGCAGCCGGUUCCGGCAUUCCAGAAAUCAAGGGCUACUUAAAUGGUAUCGAUACUCCCGGUAUUCUUCUUUUUCGAACCCUAGUUGGAAAGAUUCUAGGCAGCAUUGGAUCGGUUGGAGGUGGUCUAGCUCUUGGAAAAGAAGGGCCUCUUGUGCAUACUGGUGCUUGCAUUGCUUCAAUACUCGGCCAGGGUGGCACUACCAAGUAUUAUGUAAACUGGAGUUGGCUUUCAGUCUUCAAAAAUGAUCGGGAUCGUCGUGAUCUUGUCACAUGUGGAUGUGCAGCUGGUGUAUCGGCCGCUUUCAGGGCCCCUGUCGGUGGAGUCUUAUUUGCGCUGGAAGAAGUAACUUCCUGGUGGAGAAGUCAGCUUUUGUGGCGAGUAUUUUUUACUUCUGCUGUUGUGGCAGUUGUGGUACGUUCUGCCAUGGGUUGGUGUACACAUGGAAAUUGUGGUCACUUUGGUUCAGGUGGAUUCAUCAUCUGGGACAUCUCAGGGGGCCAGGAAGAUUACUCCUUUUACGAGCUAGUACCAAUGGCUAUGCUUGGUGUCGUCGGAGGUUUACUUGGUGCUUUGUUCAACCAGCUGACUCUCAUUCUAUCAAAAUGGCGGAGGAAUGUACUUCAUAAGAGAGGUGCUAAAACAAAGAUCGUGGAAGCUGUGUUGGUUUCUCUGUUGACUUCGGUGCUGUCUUUUGGUCUGCCAUUGUUAACCAAGUGUACACCUUGUCCUGAUCCUGAGAAGUAUCCUGACAUCGUAUGUCCUCGACCAUCGAAACACUACGGGAAUCAUGUAAAUUUCCACUGCUCCGCGGACAACGAGUACAAUGAUCUUGCUACAAUAUUUUUCAACACACAGGAUGAUGCAAUAAGAAAUCUUUUCAGCACCCGAACUCAGCACGAAUACAGUGCUACAAGUUUAAUCAUGUUCCUUUCAAUGUUCUACUCACUGGCAGUGAUCACAUAUGGUACAGCUGUACCCGCGGGCCAGUUUGUACCCGGUAUAAUGAUCGGAGCUACCUAUGGUCGCCUUGUUGGCAUGCUCAUAGUCAACCUGUCCCAGAAAGACAACAUUGACGAGGGCACUUAUGCUCUGUUAGGUGCCGCUUCAUUCUUGGGAGGUUCCAUGCGCAUGACCGUUUCUCUCUGCGUUAUCAUGGUUGAGAUAACGAACAAUCUCAAACUUCUGCCUCUGAUCAUGCUUGUUCUCCUUACUUCGAAGGCUGUGGGGGAUGCAUUCAAUUCCGGGUUCUAUGAGUCUCAUGCCAUCUUAAGACAGAUUCCAAUUCUCGAAUCAAGACCUAAGCGCUACAUGCGAAACAGAACUGCUAGAGAUGCGUCAAGUUCUAAUAAGGUUGUACAAUUUCCAAGGAUAGCUCAAGUUGGUGAGAUCGUUUCGACUCUACGCAGCAACAAUCAUAAUGGCUUCCCUGUUAUCGAUCAUCUUCAGAGUGGUGAAAGUGUUGUGAUUGGUCUCAUUCUCAGAAGUCAUCUGUUGGUACUCCUGCAACACAAAGCAGACUUUCAGCACAGUGCACUCGCGGGUGGUCCACAUGCAUACAGAUACGACGUGCGAGAAUUCGCGAAACCUGUAUCAAGCAAAGGCAUAUCUGUUCAUGACAUAAACCUUACUACUGAAGAAAUGGGAAUGUACGUGGAUCUAGAGCCGUUCGUCAACCCUACUCCGUACAUGGUGUCUGAAGAUAUGUCACUGUCCAAGGUGUACAAUCUCUUCCGACAGCUGGGACUGCGACAUGUAUGUGUCGUUCCUCGGCCAUCCAGCGUAGUCGGUGUAAUUACACGAAAAGACCUUAUAUCUGAUGAACUGGAGGAUAGAGAUCCAGUAGAAGGGGCCACUAGCAGAGGCAGGUAUCGGCCUCUUGAAGUCGCUUUACUUGGAGAGACCUGGAGGCAGUGAUAGAGAGAGCAGAAGCCGUCCACCAUAGACAUAUCAGGCUCGCAUGGAUUCAGAUUGCCAUCCCAGUAGCAAAUGUAAUCAUAGUAUCAAUUAUAAAUAUCCAAGCCUGUUCCCUUGCUUCUCCUUACAUUUGUGGGUUAGUGGGCGUUGGGGUUCGUGCAUAGAAGCAUCGUCGAUUCAAUGCAAAAUUAUCCCACCGUUCCAAAGAUUUUUGUUCCCCUUCUUCGGUGCACGGUGCCGCUUGGGGGAGAUGUUAGAUUAUGGUUAUCGAAAGAGAAAAGUUCUUCGUCGUUCUGGUUUGAUGUAGGCCAAAGCUUCCUCAAUUUCGGCAUGGUCAGAAUCAACACCUUGCAGCAGCACCACCACUUCACACUGGAAAGAAGUGCACGGAAGGUGUCGAGAAUCUUUCAUUUGCCGGGCGAUCAGACUUCAGAUGAAAGGCUCUGUAGGAAGGAGUUAUUGUCGACUGGUCGUAGCAGUAAAGGUCGGCCAGUUCCCGCAGUGUCGUCGACAGCGCUGUCGAUGUUUAGAGUCGACAUCAUGUGCACAUGGAUUCAAAACAGCGCAAAAUAUCUGUCGAGCCAUUGAUGACUCGGUGCUUGUAGUAUAUUGUCACGUGUGAACUUUGCUAAAAAAUAUUCAAACGCAGUAACAGGACGUCCGUUCCUGAUGGCAG
This is a messenger RNA of Marchantia polymorpha subsp. ruderalis, 3830 nucleotides long. Lineage: Eukaryota; Viridiplantae; Streptophyta; Marchantiopsida; Marchantiales; Marchantiaceae. The record is from the annotation of a GenBank genome assembly.